Molecule: messenger RNA, 134 nt
Organism: Funneliformis geosporum
Lineage: Eukaryota; Fungi; Glomeromycota; Glomeromycetes; Glomerales; Glomeraceae
Source: the annotation of a GenBank genome assembly
GAAUGGAUAAAGAGGCAAACUUGCGAAAGCUCCGGGAGAGUACGCAUUCCAGGUUCGAUGAAAUGGAUAAAGAGGCGGAAGAAAGAAAACUAUGCGUCAUAAAUAAGCGUCUACUUACCGUUAGUCAUUGCUAG